Molecule: messenger RNA, 3192 nt
Organism: Cuculus canorus (common cuckoo)
Lineage: Eukaryota; Metazoa; Chordata; Aves; Cuculiformes; Cuculidae
Gene: ZBBX
Product: zinc finger B-box domain containing
Exons: 18
Coding region: 818-2419 (533 amino acids)
Biological process (GO): cilium movement
Cellular component (GO): motile cilium
Source: RefSeq, a predicted model, not a curated record
AUGUACCUCACCAAACAUAAAACUGAUUUUGAUGUGGAAUUCACUCCUGUUUUGUGGUCAUUGAAGCUGUGUGUGAUGAGAAGAGGCUGUUCCCAAAAGAAAUUCAUGAUUGUGAAUGAAAAGCAAGGCAACUUAGUGAGCAAGUAUGCGGUGAAGGCAAGAUAAAAAGAAAUAAGAAGCCAGCAAAGCUGGAAGAAAAAUAAACUUUCCCUUACAAAGAACGCAGAGAAACUGAGACACUGCAGUUGUGAAUGUUGAAGGAAAAGUUUAUUAACCACUUCAAACAUCCAGUCCAGCUUAGGUAAAUGCUGCCUUAAAAAAGCUGAGACCUGUACGAGACUUACGUUAACAGCGAGAAAGGCAAUAAGAGUCUUACAAAUGGCUGUAUGAAAAGCAACACCGAGAGGCGUGGGAUAUCAGGAAAGAAGAUGUUUAAAUGCUACAAAACGAUGCUUCAAAUAAGGUCCAGAACAGACAUCAGCUAUUGCUAAUGGCACAGUUACACUGUGGACACUGCUCUGCUCCAAUCACAACAAAAACAGGGCAGAAGGAUACAGACACCAGGCUUCAGGAUGAUAGACCCUCUUCUAUAUUCAGGUAUCCCCUACUGCUUCUGCCAGGGGAGUACAGUUCACACCAGCAUCACCUCAUGCAGCAGUGUGACAACAGCAGCCACACGUUGUUGUAGAAAAGCCUUUCCACUUAUUUUCUGGGGGGAGAGGGGAACAUGACAACACCGUGAAAACUUCAAAGUGUUUUGCGACCUUUUCUUGUUGGGAAAGAGAGAUACCUCAAAAUUUCCUGUAUAUCACGUUCCAUGUGCUCCUGGGGGAAGCCAACAAAUUUGACAGAAAAAAUUAUACUGGGAAUCAUGAACAUUAAAGACCUUGUAAUACUUCCAGACUCAAAAUCUUUAACCUCAGUGAGAUUCAAAGCAAAAACUGUCAGAGAACUGCAGUUGGAGAAAGUGAGGUUAGAAGCAGAAAACGGAGAGAUGGAGAAGAAAUUACGACAACUACAGUCAAAAAUGAGCAGAGAAAAAGAAGAGAGAAAGAAAUCACGUGCUUAUCAUUGGAAAUCUGGACAGGCAGGACCAAUGACCAUUCAAGCCCAAGCUUUAUCACAAAGCAAAAGAAACAAUAAUAAGGUAGCAUGUUUGCAGGUUUCUUCAGGAAAAGUGAAGUUGCAAAUACUCAAAGAACAGAUUCAAGUGAAAGAACCAUUUGAGCAUGAAAAAGCGAAUGCUAUAGCUCAUGAAAAAUCUGAAGCGAAGGGGAUAGCAUGUGGACUAUGUGAAACUAAGAAUGCGCUACUGACAGAAGCCAAUAUACAUGCAGGAAAAUUGCAAGCUGUUGAUCACUUCAUCAAGGACGUAAAUCUGAAUGAAUCAAAAAUUAAUCACAAGCAGAAGGAAGUAAAUAGCAAGCAUCGAGUCACCUCAGACAAGUUUUCAUCUCUCCUAGCUCCAGCAGGUGUUGCUGAGGAACUGUCCUCAGAAUCAACUUGUACAGGCCUUGAAAAUCAGGAGAAAGAGUUAUUACUAAAUGGUACAUUUAAUGAGGAAGAAUCUGCAAAGUCUUUUCAGGAAGUUUUACUUCAGUGGAGGAAAGGUAAUCAAGAACAACCGCAUGCCAAAGACGUCCUAUCAGAAUCUGUGGGAAUUUGUGAGGUACAGACCAAUCUUAAUGUUCCAAAGGAACCUAUCCAAAUUGAAUUCAAGAAGGAUGGCCUGAGCUACAUGGAGAAACUCUUGCUUAAGAAAUACAGAAGAACUCCUGUUGAUCAAAUUUCUGGUAGUUGCAAUAAAGAUUUAAGGCCUGUGCAAACACUGAGUGUACAUCAGGCUGGGAUUGGAGGAGAUGGAGAAGGAGAUGAUGGUGAUGAAGUCGAUGACUUAACAGCUGAAGAGGUGAAGAGACAUUGGGCAUCUGUUUUUGUAGAGGAAGAACCAAACGCUAUUUCUGAAAAUGUUGAGUCCUAUUUGAAGAUUGAAUUUCUUGAUGAUUCUUAUGGCAAGGAUUUGGAACUAUCAUCGGACUCUUUGUUGGUGGAAGCAGGGGUUAUGAGAAUGAAUCAGCAAAGGAAAACAGAACCAUUCAAGCAGUAUGGAAGAAAUCCUGUUUCUUCUAAAGAAGUACUUCAAGAAAAAAUGGUUGUCUGCAGUCCUGAAAGAAAUACAGUUCAGAAAGAGAGUGUGAAACAAAAGACUAUGAGAAGAUCACUUAGCUUCUGUGAACUGCCUGAGAAGAUUUCUAGUCCUACUGAACUAAUGAGCAAUAAAUAUCUCCCUGAGACACAACGACAGAAAACCAGUAAAGAUUUGCAAGAACUGGACAGUGUCUGCAAUAGCCAGAGUCUGGUUUUGCCUAUAAUUACAAAGUCUUCAGUGGUAAAAUAUUUAUCUUUGAUUGCUCAAUAAAUAAACUAUAUUGCCUAGUCUACUUUCCUAGUUUAGCUUAAGGCAAUGUACUAUGUUGCUGAAUCAGUUGAGAGGUAGUGAUAGUGUAUGGUUACCAUGAAAUAUUCUACCGCUUUUCCCCAUUCUCCUCCAGCUCCCCUCCUCACCACAAAGCAAUCAAGAGUACAGUUUUAAUCAGAGGAUUGUCACUGCCUACUAUAUUUCUUCUGUAGGAGAUGAAGGCUUCUGUACUUUCCAAUUUGUAGGCAAUCUUCUCUUGAUAUUCAAAAAGAAGCAAAAGAAAGAAUAGACUGGUCUUGGAUAAAAAAAAUGUGCAUCAGGGGAGAAGACAGCUCUUCCCAUGUUGGUAUCAAGGUCACUUCACCUCUUGGUUGAAUGACAAAAAAUAUAGAUACUUGUAACUAACCUCAGUUAUUCAAAUGUACUUUUGCUGAAUAUCAAAUUGAAAGCAAAAUCAUGGAGGAGGUUGGCAAAUUAGAUUUGGAGCCAUUGUUAAACAGUAUAACUUUAGUUGAUGUACACAAAGGUAAGUGAGAACAAACAAAUCAUCGAAGUUUUUUGGUUUUAAGGUUUUAACUCACCAUAGUCUAUGAUAUCUCUGUUAUAUUGCCUUGGAGACUAAGUGGAUGACUACAAACAGGGAUGUUCCCCAAAGUUCUAUCUGUCAUUAGUUUCUUACUCUGAUCUCGUAAUUAGUAAAGGUGGUGAGACACUGAGAUUAACUACAUGCUAUGUGACUGUAGUGGCUUCAGGAUUCAGAUGUUUGCAGUUGG